AUGGGUUUAUUAACACAGGGACGUCCAUUAACUUGGGAAGAAACGAAGAAAUAUGCUCAGACGGUACGUGAACGUGGUGUCGAGCAAUUUAUUCAAAUUUACAAGAAACUCAAAGAUCGUCGAAAUGAUUGCUUGAAAUGGGGCGACGAAGUGGAAUUUAUUAUGGUCCGAUUCGACCAUGAACAAAAAAAAGCACAAUUAGUUCUCAAAGCACAUAAACUUCUGCCUAUUUUGAUGGAACCUGAACAUCAAAAUCCUGACAAUUGCACAUCACUUUGGCGGCCAGAAUACACUGACUAUAUGAUUGAAGGAACGCCUGGUACACCUUACGGACAUUUACCAGCACAUUUCAACAUGGUAGAAGCGAAUAUGCGUUUGCGUCGGCAGCAAGGUCAAGCAUUGCUUGAUAAAGACGAAUAUGUUUUGAGCACUUCAAAUUUCCCUCGAAAUGGAUGUCCCGAUUGCACUUGGCCUACGUACAAACCAACACCUGGUAAAUCAGUAACGGCAUCGUUUUGCUUUCCGGACGAGGCAAUAUUUCCUGAUCAUCCAAGAUUUAAAACAUUAACGCAUAACAUCAAUCAACGGCGUAAUGCUAAAAUUGCUCUUAACGUCCCAAUUUUCAUCGAUAAGAAUACACCACGUCCAUUUCUUGAAGACUUCUCUGUUUAUGGUGGUGAUGAUGGUGGUGCUCACAAAACUGCGCUGAUGAAGGAUAAUAUUUAUCUUGAUGCAAUGGGUUUAGGCAUGGGUUGUUGCUGUCUGCAAGUCACCUUUCAAGCACAAUCGAUCGAUGAAGCACGAUUUCUCUAUGAUCAAUUGACGCCAUUGACACCAAUAAUGCUAGCUAUGAGUGCAUCAUCUCCGAUCUGGCGUGGAUAUUUAGCUGAAAUCGAUUGCCGAUGGAAUGUUCUUUGUGCAAUGUCCGAUGAUCGAACAGCCGAGGAACGAGGAUUCGAACCAUUGAAACAUGAACGUUUUCGCAUACCUAAAUCUCGGUAUUCCAGCGUCGACUGCUACAUAUCGCCCGAGAGUACGAAGUACAAUGAUAUAGACAUAGUUAAGGACAUGAACGUUUUUGAAAAGUUAAUCAAUAAUGGCAUUGAUGAUGUUCUUGCUCAGCAUAUUGCACAUUUGUUUAUUCGUGAUACGGUGAUCUUAUUCGAAGAAAACCUUCGUUUCGAUGACACGAAAGAUGCUGAUCAUUUUGAGAACAUCAACUCUACAAAUUGGCAAUCGAUGCGAUUUAAACCACCGCCCGUAAGGAGUGACAUCGGAUGGCGAGUAGAAUUUCGACCGACCGAAUUACAAAUGACUGAUUUCGAAAAUGCAGCGUUCGUAACCUUUAUUGUCUUACUUACACGAGCAAUUAUGACUUACAAUUUGAACUUACUGAUUCCAAUCUCACUUGUCGAUGAAAAUAUGCAACUCGCUCAACAACGCGAUGCACUUCGGCGACAAAAAUUUCAUUUUCGAAAAUCUCUUUCAACGCAGAAAACACCUGAUACAUUUUGUUCGGCAUCUGUACAAACAGAUACAUCCAAGAAAGAUGAUUGUGAACAUCGUCCUAUGACCAUCAACGAAAUUAUCAAUGGAUCAAAUGAAUUUGUCGGUCUUCUAAACAUUGUUCAAGAUUAUCUGACUAACAUUGAAGUAGAUGCUGAUACACGAUGCACAAUCAAUCAGUAUCUCAGUCUGAUUAGUAAACGCGCAGCCGGUUCAUUAUUAACGAAUGCAGCAUGGAUGCGUCUGUUCGUAGCAAAUCAUCCGUCGUAUAAACAUGAUUCAAUUGUAACCGAUGAAAUUGCUUAUGAUCUUCUUUGGAAAAUGAAGCGAUUUGCCAAUAAUGAGGAACACUGUCCAGAGGUUCUGCCGGCUACAUUAUCAAAAACGAACUUGGAUGUAUCAGCAGCGGUGAAAUUGGAUGACAAUGAAGUCGAAGUAAAACGAUCGUUAAUGCAACAAAGUCAACAACGAUAA
Adineta ricciae is the source of this 1980-nucleotide messenger RNA. Lineage: Eukaryota; Metazoa; Rotifera; Eurotatoria; Adinetida; Adinetidae. The record is from the annotation of a GenBank genome assembly.